CCCCACGUGCCGGCCAGAGUGACACCAACAUGGCCGCUGCCUGAGCGCCGCCCGCCCGCCGCGCACCGCCACCGGGGAGCCGGCGGCCGCGCUGCCCGCGCUGGCACUCCGCUAGGUUGUGCCAAGGAAUAAGCCAAGAAAAAGGUUUCUGUAGCCUAGCAUGGCAAAUGAAGAAGAUGAUCCAAUUUUACAAGAGAUUGAUGUGUUCCUGGCCAGAAGUCUACUGGAGAAGCUGUAUCUGUUUCAGUAUCCCAUCCGUCCAGCUUCCAUGACGUAUGAUGAUGUUACACAUUUAUCAGCGAAGAUAAAACCAAAGCAGCAAAAGGUUGAACUUGAAAUGGCCAUUGACACUCUGAACCCCAACUACUGUCGCAGCAAGGGAGAGCAGAUUGCUCUCAACGUCGAUGGCACGUGUACAGACGAAACAAGUACCUAUUCCUCGAAGCUGAUGGACAAGCAAACUUUCUGCUCUUCACAAGCCGCGAGUAACGUCUCCCGCUAUGCAGCUGCUGUAUAUAAAAAAGGUGAACUUCACCUGACUCCACUACAUGGAAUUCUUCAGCUGAGACCAAGCUUCACCUACUUGGACAAGGCUGAUGCAAAACACCGAGAAAGAGAAGCUGCUAAUGAAGGUGGUGAUUCAUCCCAGGAUGAAGCUGAAGAUGAUGUUAAGCAGAUUACUGUCCGAUUCUCCCGCCCUGAGACCGAACAAGCUCGUCAACGACGCGUUCAAUCCUAUGAGUUUCUACAGAAGAGACAAGCAGAGGAGCACUGGGUUCAUCUUCAUUAUUAUGGCUUGAAGGACAGCCGUUCUGAACACGAGCGCCAGUAUUUAUUUAGUCAAGGUCAUGGCCUUGCUGAAAACACAGAAUUAAUUAAAUCUCCCAGUGAAUAUUUAAUGAUGCUGAUGCCUCCAAGCAUAGAGGAAGAGAAUGACAAACCAGUGGCUCCAAGCAACGUGCUUUCUAUGGCCCAGCUGAGAACUUUGCCCCUUGCUGAUCAGAUUAAGAUCUUGAUGAAGAAUGUGAAGGUGAUGCCGUUUGCAAAUCUGAUGAGUUUGCUAGGCUCUGGGACAGACUCCACAGCAGUUCUCCGCUGUAUACAGCAGGUGGCAAUGCUGGUCCAGGGAAACUGGGUGGUGAAGAGUGAUGUACUGUACCCAAAAGAUAGUUCUAGUCCGCAUAGUGGAGUCCCCGCAGAAGUGCUCUGUAGAGGAAGAGACUUUGUUAUGUGGAAGUUUACACAGGACCGUUGGGUUGUGAGAAAGGAAGUGGCAGCGGUCACAAAACUUUGUCCAGAAGAUGUGAAAGACUUCCUAGAGCAUAUGUCUGUGGCAAGAAUAAACAAAGGUUGGGAGUUCAUGCUCCCUUAUGAUGAAGACUUCGUUAAGAAGCAUCCAGAUAUAGUUCAGAGGCAACAUAUGCUGUGGAUGGGCAUUCAGGCCAAAUUAGAAAAGGUCUAUAGUCUCUUAAAGGAUCACUUGACACCAAAGAAACAGGAGGCACAAUCAGCUCAUCCCUUGGUGGUUUCUGGGGAGCAAAGGGUCAACAUGGCUAAAGCAAAAGUCAAGCAGAACUAUGGGCAGCUGGAAAAGGAGAUCCAGAAGCAAAAGGCAGAGAUGAAAUCGAGUGACUCCUCAGCCAAGAUGGAUGUGUCCAAUAUCCGCAUUAAAGAGGAGCCCGUGAGCGACGAGGAGCCGAUGGAUGCCUCGGCCUAUGAGGGCAUGAACAACGGCGUUGUCAACGGCCUCCACACGGAGGAGGACUCCACGGACUCUCUGAAUGGCCACUUGCCUGGAGGCUGCAUUGACAGGGUUGCCCAGGAACUGAAGGCCUUUGUGUCCUCAACCUUUAAGAAACAAUUUGUUCUCACCCUGAGUGAGCUUAAACGGUUAUUUAACCUUCACCUAGCCAGUCUGCCUCCAGGACAUACUCUGUUCAGUGGCAUUUCAGACAAAAUGUUACAGGACAUGGUGCUGGAUACUGGCUGCAAACAGAUUUUGGUGCCUUUUCCUCCACAGACUGCUGCUUCACCAGAUGAACUAAAGGUCUAUGCACUUUGGGAAGCUGGUGACACUUAUGAUCAGCAUCGCCAAGUUUUGCUGGAAAUCUUCUCAAAGAACUACCGAGUGCGUAGGAACGUCAUCCAGAGCCAGCUGAGCCAGGAGUGUGGAGAGGAUCUCAACAAGCAGGAGGUGGAUAGAGUGCUAAAGGACUGCUGUGUGAGCUAUGGGGGAAUGUGGUAUCUUAAGGGGACAGUGCAGUCAUGACAGCAGUGGUAGCGGUUUCAAGCGAUCUCCAGGAUGAAAGAGGAAACCUGCAGCAGGCGGCACAGACCAAGUAAUGCCGUGGCCUCGGGAGUGUGGGGCAGGAUCUGACCUACUUUGGGGCACGUGGGCAUUGCAGACACUCUCUGCCAUCCCAGCACACUCACACGUGUUUGCAUGGCUGCCUAGGUGCAAGAGCAACUAGGAAGACAAGAUGGGACCCUGUCUGCAGCUUGAUUAAUCUGGGAUCUCUGAUGUAUUCCAAUUCUGUUUUGUUAUGAAACAAUAAAACCAUAUACUGACACAGACAUGAUGGAAAAUCAUGGUCUAAUACUUUAUUUUGUAAGUAAUGCCAAUAAGUUAAAUGUUUACAAACAUCCCAGGUUUUGUUAACUACCUAGAUGCUCAUACUUUACUCUGAGCACUGCCCUUGCAGCCCUCUCUACAAAGACAAGACAGUCAUGUUCAUGGAAAUGUCAAGCUGGGGAGGGGGGGAACAAACUCACUUUGAACUCUGUACUCCAUAGCAACUCUUCUCACCUCUUGUCUGAAAUGAGUUAAAAGUUGAGAAAGAACCUACAUUCAAAACAGAUGUGGAACAGCUACCGGAUUUCUUUUACUGGUGUGGGUUUUGAGGGAUUUUUUUUUGUGGUACUGUAUGCAAAUAGAGUGAGGUAAGUAACCAAGUGCACCUUCUGGAAGGCAUCCAGCUGUAGUCGCCACACAGCAACAAUGUAAAACCCUCUAUUUUGUGUAAUUUUUGUAAUAAAAUUUUAUCUUGAAGGUCAAUUCUACCCCGCCUUGUAUUUGUCCAAGGAGAAAUGGAAACUGCACCCAACUCCUUUUGUAGCCUGAAGGUUUAUGGAGGAAGGAAUGGUCAGGAGCAUUUCAGUGGAUAUUAGAGGUAGAUAGUGAACUACUGCUUCACAUCAUUCUGCUCACAUCGUGUUCUUCGGGGAGUAGCCAGAGCGAGCUGUCAUGCCCUGGGCCUGCUACACAAGGUACAGUAACUGAGCUCCUUGCCACUACAGCCUAGGUCCAGGAAGUAAAGCAGUGUCCUACUGUAAGCAUUGUAGAACAUGGUUACUUUACUGGUCAUGUUCUUUGCUGUAAUUUCCAUCACAUGAGAUGCUUGAGGAGAUUCUACUAAUUUCAUCUACUUAUGCUCAGAAAAGGCUGAGUUGAGUUGUUGACUAAAAUAAGCAGAUUAAGGUAGUUAAUCCAGAUAAGAUUGGCUAAGAAUAUUGUUACCAUACUUACAGCAUUUCACAUUUCUGUGGAAAAUACCUAUUUUUAAACUCCUAAAACUCUCUACCUUAAAUAGUAGGUUAGUGUGGUUUAUUAAGUAUAUAAGUGGGAGGUGUUUCAAGUUCAGGCAGCUUUUGCAGCCUUUGUCCUGCUCUGUGGCACUUGCCAAGCACAGCCCUAUUGCCAGAUACCUGUGGCUUCCUCUAUGCAGCUGCUCUCUGGGAGAGCCAGUCUGAGAGAAGCUACAAAAGCAGAACGCAGCCUUGGAGUCUUUUAUUGCACAGUAUGUACAGUGAAGUGUUCAAGUACAGUACAGGCUGAUUUUAGCAUGGCACAGGUAGCCAAGGGGAAGCGAUAUUACAGAAGAAUCAAGCAGUUCUGUGGACAUUUGUUACUUUUAAAGCAUAAAAAUUGUAUAUAUGAAAGUGAAGAUCAUUUAUUUAACAACAAUUUUAAUUGCUUUUACAAGUGUUCUGCUGCAACUUCCCCCUACAGUGGUGAGGAAUAAUGGCAAAUCACUUGUGACCAACAGUGUUGUGCUGCUCUUGUUUAAGGUUACUGCUUUCCAGUGUCUGAACUGGGGCAGAAUUCCAGGAGAUAAGGAUCCCAAUGUUAGGGAAACAAUGAGUUACAACACAGUUAACCUGACGGCAGAACGGAAGCUUUUCUGCCUUUUUAUUCCCCCCUCCUUUUUUAUAAAGCACUAACAAA
Messenger RNA from Dryobates pubescens (Downy woodpecker), 4225 nucleotides. RefSeq names its product RNA polymerase III subunit E (gene POLR3E). NCBI's taxonomy places the organism in Eukaryota, Metazoa, Chordata, Aves, Piciformes, Picidae. Gene Ontology annotation, cellular component: nucleus; RNA polymerase III complex. Bases 161 to 2269 code for a protein of 702 amino acids. The record is from RefSeq and is a predicted model, not a curated record. Gene Ontology annotation, biological process: DNA-templated transcription. The transcript has 21 exons.